AUGAACCCUCCUAUUUCGACCACUGAGGACGACGAACUUUUUCUCAAGGAGUUUGUGGCAGCGGCAGAGCAGCAUGAAGGUGGGGCAGUGGCGGCAGUGGGUCGUCAUGGUGAUUGUUCAAGUGAUGAUGAUGCUUCUCUUGUCACUCCCGAGACCAACAACAACAUGAUUUUGGGUGAUAUACUUCAAACCUUGCAGCGUUCCGAGACCUUAUUGCGAUCGGUUCGAGAGGAGAAUUCUGAGCUUCGUAUGCAGCUUGGUAUACUAGAGCAACAGUUGGACAGAACGAGGGAGAAUCUCAGAGAUCUUACCGCUCGUAAACUAUUAGAAACAACAUCUACUACUGUAUCACCCACUACUACUACCACUGGCGAGGCAGAUUCUACUGCUAUUCCUGUUGAUACUGAACAGGAGAUUGUGGAUGACGCUGUUCGUGGUACAACUAAUGGUGAUGGUAAUGGCGGUGGAUAUCCUUCUCCUGUUGGUGCAAGGGAGACUGAUUUUAUCAUGGCUAGCUCUGCUAAUGCCAAUAAUGGAACAACAUCUUCGCCAAGGUCCACUGAUUCCACUAAUCCUGAAAGUAACUUCACGAUUCCUUGGUCAUCUGUCGUGAAGGGUGUGUUUACUGAUACAACCCCUCCCACUAAGAAUGACCAUACUGCUACUCCUACUAUCCCGGUCGAUGUUUUUCCUACCGUGGGCGCGGAAAGCGACAAGAAGCGUGACAGUUUUGACAAGGGAUAUGGUAGUGUGGAUAAUGAUCAUGAUGGUAGUGGUCCUUGGCCGUUGUGGCGUAUUUUGGACAUGUUGUCCUGCAUCCCUGAUGAGCAGGUUGUAUGUGUCAAGAAGAUCCAAUUGAUUAAAGCUAAUGUCUCUACUGUUCUUAAUAAAUAUUUUUCUUCUUACGGUCACGUUGUGACCAUUCUAUUGUUGCAAAGGAAGACUCGAUCUCAUACAUCCACAUUGCCCCCUAACAUGGGAUUUGUGGUUAUGAGUGAUCCCGAUGCUGUCAGGAGGAUUCUCCAUGACCCUGAACAUAAUAUUCAAGGUAACCUAUGUGAGACUACUUCCUUCCAGAACAAGCGUAAAGUUGACACCGGGGUUGAUACCGUCUUGGCAUCUACACCGACCAUUGAUGGUAGUGGUAUUCUGAGUGGUCUCGUUUCCUACUCCUUCAUCACAUUUGCCGGGCUCAUCCUCACCACCAUCGAGAUCAUACUCAUCGCCGUCGUGGUCUUGUCAUAA
Messenger RNA from Perkinsus marinus ATCC 50983, 1245 nucleotides. RefSeq lists its product as hypothetical. Lineage: Eukaryota; Perkinsozoa; Perkinsida; Perkinsidae. Bases 1 to 1245 code for a protein of 414 amino acids. The record is from RefSeq and is a predicted model, not a curated record. The transcript has 2 exons.